GCUGACAUCAAAGCUUGGAUAGAAACCAAUUCUGACACCGGUUACAAUGACCGUAAGAUUACCAUGCGGUUGGAUCUGAAUCGCAUGGAUGCAAUUUGCCUUGCCUUGGCAGGUUACGUCAUCUGCAUCGAGAUCGACCCAGAAAAGAAGACCAUCUCUUUCAAGAAAGAUUUAGACGCGCGGCCGUUUACCCUGACCUAUCUUGACCUCAAGGUGCUACCACCACUCCGACAAGUUGCGGAAGUGAAUUAUUAUGCCACUGUGAAACUCCCCACAGGUCUGUUCAGUAGGAUUAUUGGAGAGCUUUGCUACACUGAUGAGUGUGGUAACACCACUCGUUGUGUAGAUGAUAGAAUGGGACCUAUAUCAGUUCCUGAUCCUGAAUCUAGCCGCUUAGAGGAUGAUGAAAUUGUGAUAUCUGUGACAGAUGAUGGCAUUAAGUUCUCUAUUCGAGGUUAUUCUGUAUUUCUUGAGCGGGACAGAGCAAUGUCCUUCAAGUUCCAGCAUCCAGUGUCCUUAAAAUUUGAAGCUGACCUUCUGGAGCUGUUACUAUAUGCUAGUCUUUGGUCUUUUUCAGUAACCAUGCGGUUCUAUCCGGACUCUCCUCUUCGGUUCCAGUUCAACAUUCUAAAUGGGCAGAGGUACAGUGGGUCUGGUACAAGAGAUCAGCAGGUGAAAAAGCAUGUCAUAUGUUUCGAUGUGGGAGUAAUAAGAGAUUCUGGUAAAUGUUAGAACAUUAUUUAUAUGAAAGACGCUUAAGAUGCCUUUCUCUUUGUGGUCAGUAAAAUAUUUUAAUUAUCUGUAACAAUAUUAUCGGAUGGAUUAAAAGUUUCUGUAUGAAAAGAAUUUGGUAACUAGUAUUGUCUAUUGAAUAUUGAUGAUUUGUAUGAUGAAUUGGAUUAGUUAUUGCCCUUGAAUACAUCCUUUAAAAUUGAUGUUUAGGUGUAAGACUAGUUGUAAAAACCGGAUCCGGAAGUGGCCCGGAGAGAUAACCAGUGGUCAACUUGGUCAACGAUCGAUAAACCCGGUCAACAUCAAACAUAUAUUAUAUGUAAUUGUAUACAUGGUUAAAUUCA
Messenger RNA from Cuscuta epithymum, 1076 nucleotides. The record is from the annotation of a GenBank genome assembly. Lineage: Eukaryota; Viridiplantae; Streptophyta; Magnoliopsida; Solanales; Convolvulaceae.